GUUUGUUAUUCGUGAGAAUCAGAAUAAAUUUUUAUUUAAUUUAUUCUCGAAAUUAAGAUGCAGAUGGAGGGAAAGCAGAAAAAAGGGAAAAGAAAAGAAGUUUGGGCCACUGCGUGUUCGAAUCCUCCGAUUUCAAAUCUGCGUCCCACCCCACGACCAGGCGCCCCACACAAUCGAAUGGCGCCAAGUGUACUCCCGCACGAGUUCCCCCUCUGCGCGUGCGGAGCAUAACGGGACGGCUGGUUAGCUUGUCCCUUGGGCUCCAAAUUUCACCCAAAACCAAAAUCACUCCCCGCUACUCCCCUUCUGAGCUUGGAGUUGGAGAGAAGCCCGACCGUUCUAGCAGAUACAUCGGAGUAUUGAUAUUUCGAGAACGAGGAAAGUUGUUCCGAGUGUGUAACAACUUAAUCGGAAUUCUGAACUCCGUGGUCUUUUUGUUCUCGAUUCCGAUCUUGGGAGAUGGAAUAUGGCUGGCAAAUAGAGCGAGCACUGACUGAGAAGUUCCUCGAGAAAUCCAUUAUCACUCUGGGGUGUUUCUCAUGUUGGUGUCUCUCGCCAGACUCAUAGGUGCGUGUUACAGGAUCUCAUGGCUUCUCUGGAUUUACUUAUGCGUGAUGUUCCUCCUCAUUGUUCUUCUUUUCUGCUUCACAAUCUUCACUUUCGUGGUGACUAACAAGAGUGCAGGAGAGGUUCUCUCGGGUAAUGGGUAUAAGGAUUAUAAACUGGGAGACUAUUCAAAUUGGUUGCAGAAGAGGGCUAACAACAACAAAAACUGGAACAAGAUCAAGAGUUGCAUGAUGAAUAGCUAUGUCUGCAAUAGCAUUAGCGAUGCCACCGACACAGUUGAACAGUUUUAUUCUCGUCACUUAUCGAUUCAGUUGGGAUGUUGCAAGCCUCUAACAACAUGCAAGUUCCAAUAUGAGAGGCCAACCAUCUGGAACAAAACAAACACAACAAGCACCCUCACUGAUUGUGCUUCUUGGGACAAGCCCACCGGAGAGCUCUGCUUCAAUUGCUUCAAUAGGGAGUUAAUUACCUCCAGGCGAUGUGAUCACCGGAACGAACGCCGACAUCGGAGAAGUGGAUUUCGAUCUAAGAUGGAAGUGGAGAGAGGGUCGAGCAUGAAUGGGGCUUUUGGGUUUUUUGUUGAAAUUUGGGAGACAAUAGGACAAGCUUUUAACUUGUGGACUAAGGGCCUGUUCGUUUCCUCUUAACUCUUAUCUCUUAAGAGGAAUCUUUUAA
Molecule: messenger RNA, 1242 nt
Organism: Nelumbo nucifera (sacred lotus)
Lineage: Eukaryota; Viridiplantae; Streptophyta; Magnoliopsida; Proteales; Nelumbonaceae
Source: RefSeq, a predicted model, not a curated record